GUGGUCAUUGUGUUCAAAAGCAAAGACAAGGAAUACUCUCCUCUUCCCACCACAUUUGGUCUUAUUCUCCUCUUAUCUUUCUCCAAUUAAAAAUAAAUAAUUUUCAUCCUCCGAAAUUAUGUCAAUUAGAGAUUUAGUCUAUUUUAGUGAGUAGUUUUAGAUUUUAACGUGGGUUGAUAUAACCCAAACAAAGUGUUUUAAAUAAAAAUUGCUGAAAGUUGACGGAUUGUUUUGAUCGGAAAUUAGAAAAAUGCCACCCAAAAGUAUGAAAGUGAAAGGGGACGAAAGCGAUUCUUUUACGGAUUAUGACGAGGAUUACGAUGAAAUGAGUGGCAGUGAUGACACAACGCCUAAAAAAAGACCACGAUUUUCGAAAGAUAUGGAUACUUCCGGCUACGAGUCAACACCACACAGGGUGACUCGUUCAGGGGGAGGGACAAGCUCAGCAGCAGCACGUUCAGAGUUGAGAGGAGCUUUUGGCGAUGAUGAUGACGUCACUGUUGGUGAAAGUACUGAUGAUGAUGAUGAUGGAUUAGAGGACCCUGAUGAAUUGAUAGGAGAAAAGCAGGUGGAUCUAAAUGAGUGGAAACUGGGUCAGAUUGACGAUAUUUUUGAAAAGAUUAAGGCCAAAAUAAAUGCUAAGACGGGGACGGGAAGGCAAAGAAUGGAUGUUCCAAUUUUACAGACUUUUAUGCAUGAGUAUGAAAAUGUGAAGCAAGCCACCGAAAUUCCUCCUGAGAUGACUGUGAAGGACUAUUUUGCGGUGACACCUCCUCCCACUGACAAUCAAGAGUACAACAAUGCAGUUGCCAAUAUAGAGAAACAGAUUGCGGAUCGAGAAAACUACAACGUCAAACUAUCAUGCCCUCUCUUGAAUUGCGAAACUAAAUUUAUGAAUUUGACUGAGAGCAAAAGACAUAUUCUCACUAAACACUUGAAAAUGCGUCUAUUUGGGUGCAAAAAGUGUCCUCUCAAAUCCUGGACUAACUACGUGGGUCUGCGUCACCAUAUUCUGUCCAAGCAUUUUGAUCUCAAACAUACUUGUCCUGAUUGUCUCAUUGAGUCAAUUUCAUAAAGUUAAAUUGCAUGCUAAACUGCGACAUGUCACACCGUCUGGAAAAGAAGUGUUUUUCUCUCCAUCAAAACGCAAAAUUGAUCUGAUCCCAUUUAAGUCGGAAUAUAUUACAGCUAAGUUCGGAUGCACGUAUCAGAUUUAUGCUAUACCUUGGAUGGAUAAGAACGGGAAACUGGUUGAUAUCAGUAUUUGCUUUACUAAAUUUGGUGAUAUAAAAGAAGUGGCUCGUAUUUUGUGGAGAGACAUCGUCAACGCUUGUCACAAGAUUGCCAACCAAGACGAUAAUGAAGAUGAUGUGGAGAGUGAAAAUUGGGUGGAGAUGUGUGGGUCGGCAAGAGAAGAACGAGCCAAAGGUCAUGAGAUGCGUCCCGACCUUGCUUUCCCUCUCGGUGUGUAUGGACUUUCACUCAUCGUUGCCUGCCAGCUCAAAUGGUUUGCUCGACUGUACUUCGACUGCGUGAAAAUCAUGGCUACAGGGGAGUCAAAGUACUUUCUCCAAAAAUACAAUAAGGAAUUGAAAGAUCUGCUUAACGCUGCCCUCACUCAUGAAAACAUGCCCCAAAAGAAUAUUGACCAUGUUAACCUAAAUGGAGCCCAAUUUAAUAUGCCUGUUGAAUAGUAAUAAUUGAUUGUUUUAAUGCUUUAUGAAUUAACUAGUCUAUUUGUAAUGUUGUUACAAAACUUUGAAAUUGAAUAAAACUCGACGUCUAAUAAUUAAGUCGUCCUUCCAACAACAAA
Molecule: messenger RNA, 1813 nt
Organism: Folsomia candida
Lineage: Eukaryota; Metazoa; Arthropoda; Collembola; Entomobryomorpha; Isotomidae
Exons: 7
Coding region: 251-1075 (274 amino acids)
Source: RefSeq, a predicted model, not a curated record